This is a messenger RNA of Paramecium sonneborni, 512 nucleotides long. The record is from the annotation of a GenBank genome assembly. NCBI's taxonomy places the organism in Eukaryota, Ciliophora, Oligohymenophorea, Peniculida, Parameciidae.
AUGAUAAAAAGAUGUUGUAAAAGAAAUAAAAGAAAUAUGAUGAAAUUAAACAAUAAAUUUAUGAGAAUAAGUAAAAUCAUAUAUUAAUGUUUUUGAAUAUAACAUAAAGUCAUUUAGAUAUUAUAUUAGAAGUAUUUACAGAUAUUAUAUAAAAUGGUAGAUAAUUGUGAAUUUUGCGAAUACUAAUUUACGAGCUUAUUAAGAAAUUGUAUAAGUCCAAUUUUAUCCAAAAAUUAUAGUAAAGGUGAAUGAGGACACAAAGAAUUAACUUACUCUAAAUAUUCUGAACUCAUUAGACAAAUUUGAAAUACUUGAAUAGUUUAAAUUCCCAUCUUGUGAAUGAGAACAAAUUUCUGCUUCUAAAUUUGAUCGAUUAAGUUAUAUAAAUCAAAUGUGUUUAGUACAAUGAGUUUCAUGGAUAGGUUAUGGACUGUAUUUGAAAGUAGAGGAGUAGAAUAAGAAUGGCAUUAAAAUGGAAAUCUUAAAUAAUAAAUGAUAAUUUGAUUGUAUGA